Centropristis striata (black sea bass) is the source of this 1334-nucleotide messenger RNA. It is a transcript of the gene xrcc4, whose product is annotated as X-ray repair complementing defective repair in Chinese hamster cells 4. Bases 106 to 1125 code for a protein of 339 amino acids. Lineage: Eukaryota; Metazoa; Chordata; Actinopteri; Perciformes; Serranidae. Gene Ontology annotation, molecular function: DNA binding. The record is from RefSeq and is a predicted model, not a curated record. Gene Ontology annotation, cellular component: DNA ligase IV complex; nucleus; DNA-dependent protein kinase-DNA ligase 4 complex. The transcript has 7 exons. Gene Ontology annotation, biological process: positive regulation of ligase activity; response to X-ray; double-strand break repair via nonhomologous end joining.
UAGUACUGGACAUGCAACAUCUAUUAAAGUAUGAAUUAUUAGAUUUAAACUGUAAACGUCGCUCAGAGAUGAUUUUUUUGUGUUUUGUGUGUUUGUUGUGCAGGGAUGCACGAGUCAGUGCGUGAGGUCCACGUCUCGUCAGAGCCCGACUCCUCCUACUUCCUGCGGUUGACCUGGAAGGGGCGGGGCUUAGCUUCGGGCUUCCAGUUGCUGCUGACUGAUGGACAGGAUGCCUGGAGAGGAGACGUGAGCGAGGCGGCGGUGUGCGAGGAGGCGGAGGAGCUGGAGAUGCAGACGGAGCGCUACGUGGACGACCUGCAGCGGGCGUUGAGCGAGCCCGACGGCUCCGCCUCCUACAGCUUCACGCUGACGCCGUCCCCGCCCGGCCGAGGCGCCGCCGUCACGCUGGGGUACGAGAAGGUUCAGAAGGACAUCUCAUUCCGGUUGGGUUCUGUGGUGCUGGAGGCGGUCCCGGAGCCGGCGGAGGCAGUGAGAGAGUUACUGAUCCACAGUCUGCAGAGAGGAGACUCCCUGCAGCAGCACAACCAGAACCUGGAGGAGCAGAACCAGAGACUGAGAGCAGAGCAGCAGCGCAUCACUGCACAACUGAAGCGUUAUGCCAGAGGUAAAGAGACUCUGGAGGCAGAACUGUUCUCUCGCUUCGUUGUGGUUCUGAAUGAGAAGAAAGCAAAGAUCCGCAGUCUGCAGCAGGACGUCACACACCUGCAGGAGGCCAGGAGUUCUGCAGGACAGAAACAGAAAAAGGAUUCAGUGAGAUCGGAGCAGACAGCAGCUCAGGAGGACGACGAGUAUGGAGGAAGUACUGAUGAGGAGCCAGAGGAGGAGCAGUCCACCUCGGCCUCUACCUCCUCCACCCAGGAGCGAUCUACUGCAAGCCCAUUGGACGACAGCCUGAAGGACAUCACAGACGUUGCUCCCUGUCGCAAGCGGCGCUUUCGUCACCUCGGCCGCCCGGACACUGUGGUGAAGCGAGCGAGCCCACAGAGCUCCCACAGACUGAGGGCCGACCCCCCUGCAGGAUCUAGUAAGCAGCAGCAGCAGACUCCCCCUCAGCGCCCUGCAGAAGCUGCAGCAGCAGCGGAGGACCUGUUUGAGGACUUCUGACCCUGGUUCCACUGGUUCCACUGGCCUGCACAGAGAGAACACUGGUUUAUAUAUCGGUUGGUAAAGAUGACAUAUUUUUAUACUUGAUGAAUGCAUUAAGGGUCAUGAGUUGCAGUAACUAAUAUUUGUGACAAAUGAAGGGAAAAAACACAAUAUGGCCGCCUGUCAUGAUAAUUACAAUAUCAACUUAUGUCCAUGUAGCGUACCAU